ACAGCUGGCACUCAGGGUGAAGGUGGCAGGAGGACGGACUAUUUCAUAAGAGAAGUGUCUUGGCCGUCCCUCCGCCCCGAGGCUUCAUCACAGCGCGCAGUGAUCUGCUGCCAGCUCCGCCAGACAGGAAGUGAGCAGAAGUGUCCAGUGGAGCAGGCGCCGUGGAGAUUGGGGGGACCUGAGGUGUGUGCACCCUGUAAUGCAGACUGAGCCCCUGCAGCCUGGAGGACGAGACCCCCGACUCUGUGUGUUAUAGAGUCCGAGGCAGAGAAGAGAGCAGCUCAGCCCUGGAUUUGUGUAACAGGGUCCUGAAUGUGUCACACGUGCAGAUUCUUCUCUCUCUAUUUAAUGGCCGCUGGAUGAUCUGGACGGGACGCUCAGCUGAUCGCACUCACUAGGAAGAUGCCGCUUCCUUUUGGGCUGAAGUUAAAGCGGACGAGAAGAUACACGGUGUCCAGUAAAAGCUGCCUGGUGGCCCGCAUCCAGCUGCUCAACAAUGAGUUUGUGGAAUUUACCCUGUCGGUGGAAAGCUCAGGACAGGAGUGCCUGGAGGCCGUGGCCCAGAGGCUGGAGCUCCGAGAGGUGACGUACUUCAGCCUGUGGUAUUACAACAAGCAGAACCAGCAGCGAUGGGUGGACCUGGAGAAACCUCUGAAGAAGCAGCUGGACAAGUACGCCCUGGAGCCCACUGUGUAUUUUGGGGUGGUUUACUAUGUGCCCUCAGUGUCCCAGCUUCAGCAGGAGAUCACCAGAUACCAGUAUUACCUGCAGCUGAAGAAGGACAUUUUGGAGGGAAAGAUCCCCUGUAGCUUGGAGCAGACGAUCCAGCUGGCGGGCCUGGCUGUGCAGGCUGAUUUCGGAGACUACGAUCAGUAUGAAUCUCAGGAUUUCCUGCAACGUUACGCGCUGUUUCCUGUGGGAUGGAUACAGGAUGAGAAGACGCUGGAGGAGGCGACACAGAGCGUAGCCCUGCUGCACCAAAAGCUGCGGGGUCUGUCCCCUCCCGAGGCCGAACUCUUGUACAUGCAGGAAAUUGAGAGGCUGGAAAACUAUGGAGAGGAAACGUACCCGGCCAAGGACAGCCAAGGUGCCGACCUCUUCAUUGGAGCAUGCCUGAAUGGGAUCUUUGUUAGGCACAAAAAUGGCCGGUCGCCUGUUGUUUUCCGGUGGUUGGACAUCACUAACAUGUCACACAACAAAUCAUUCUUCACCCUGGAGCUAGCCAGCAAGGAGGAAACAAUCCAGUUCCAGACUGAAGACAUGGAAACGGCCAAGUACGUGUGGAGGAUGUGCGUCGCCAGGCACAAGUUCUACAGGAUGAACUGCAACCUUGAUUCCUCAGAUCCUCCUCCUCUUCCUCCUGCGGACUCUGCCCAGAAAUUUCCCUCUCUUCUCUCCUUCCAACGCUUUCCAAUUCUUUCCCGUCCGUCUCUUCCUAAAGGGCAAACUCCGGCAGUGAAUCCGGUGCGGCGCCGCUCAUCAACCAGAAUGUCACUGCCAAAGCACCAGCCAUACAUGAUCCCCCCUCCGCAGAUGCAUUACAACGGACACUACAACGAGCCCUACACCUCCUCACAGGACAAUUUGCCGGUGUUUGUGAGCAAUCAGAACGGUUACUACUAUCACUCCCAGACCAGCCUCGACCGCAGCCCCCACGACUACAACGGCAGGAUCCGGAACGGAAGCGUCUACAGCGCUCACAGCACCAACUCGCUCAACACCCAGCAGCACUACAUGCAGCCGUCUCCCAUGUCCUCCAAUCCCAGCAUCACGGGCAGUGACAUCAUGAGGCAGGAGUACAUCCCGUCGCACCGGCACAGCGCCCUCAUCCCGCCCUCUUAUCGUCCCACGCCGGAUUACGAGACCGUCAUGAGACAGCUGAACAGGGGCAUAAUGCACACCGACCGGCAAAGCCAUUCCAUGAGGAACCUCAACAUUGGCAACUCUUACGCUUACAGCCGGCCCGACGCCUUGGUCUACAGCCAGCCGGAAAUUCGAGAGCACGCCCAGUUUGCCUCGCCUCAGUCCCACCAUUAUCCUUUCAACCUGAACUAUAGUUUCCACAGCCAGUCCCCGUAUCCUUACCAGGCUGAGCGUCGCCCGGUGGUGGGAGCGGUCAGCGUCCCUGAGCUGACCAACGUCCAGCUCCAGUCUCAGGACUACACACCCUCCAACAUUAUGAAGACUCAGGUCUAUAGGCCUCCACCUCCAUAUCCCUACCCGCGGCCCGCCAACAGCACCCCGGAUUUGACCCGCCACCAUACAAGCAGCAGCAACCCAGAUCUGAUCACCAGGCGCGUCCACCAUUCUGUCCAGAUGUUUCAGGAGGACAGCUUGCCGGUGGCGCAUUCCCUGCAGGAAGUCAGUGAGCCGCUGACCGCUGCCCGUCGCGCCCAACUUCAGAAGAGGAACAGCAUCGAGAUAGCUGGGAUUACCCAAAGCUUUGAAGGGAUGAGGGUGAAGGAGAGGACGGGGUCUUCAUCCGCCGCCAAUGUGGCAUCUCAACGGAUCAUGCCGACCGACUCGCAAACGAAUGUUUACAUGGAACGCACGAAGGAGGAGCAGGCGGCUGAGCACGAGAGGGGGCGUUACGGACACAAGAAAUCUCUGUCAGAUGCCACCAUGCUCAUCCACAGCAGCGAGGACGACGAAGAGGACAACGACGAAGACCAUGGCGCCGAUGUCUCUCAGACACCGCUCUAUGACCGGUCCCAGCUGAAGCCGGUGAUUGAGACCUACACUGAUGAGUCCGAAACUAACUACCCCUACAGUUCAAUGCCCGUCAACCAUCUCCACAUCUACGAGCACAAGCCGCCCGAAGUCGAGAAGGAGCGGAGAGUGACCGCCGUCAGCCCCGUGCAGUUUGGCGGAGAACACCUGACCGGAAGGAGAAGCAACGGAGCAAUUCCUCCUUCAGUAUCGGAGUCCGAUCUGACGGCAGUUGCUGUGCGGUACCGGACGAAGAAGGAGCCGACGAAGAAGCGACCCGUGUCGGAUGUUCUGUCUGGAAAGAAGGAUAUCGUAGAAGGACUACCACCCUCAGGAGGUAUAAAGAAAGGGAACCGCACAGAAGCGAAAAAGGUGGGACCCCUGAAGCUGGCAGCAUGGAACGGGUUAACUAUGCCCAGGAUGCCCCUGCUGGAUGACGAGCGGGAGGAGCCAACCAGAGCAUCCAAUGAUGAGAGGUGUAAACUCCUGGAGGAGCGGCUAGAGCAGGGCAUGGUCUUCACUGAGUACGAAAAGACCCUGAAGAAACGACUGCCGGACACAGAGUGCACCACGGCGCGCCUUCCGGAGAACGCAGAGCGCAACCGCUUCCAGGACGUGCUGCCAUACGAUGACACCCGCGUGGAACUAGUGCCAACAAAAGAGAACAACACCGGCUACAUCAAUGCUUCUCACAUAAAGGUGACGGUCGGCGGCGUGGAGUGGGAUUACAUCGCCACGCAGGGUCCUAUGCAGAACACUUGCCAAGACUUCUGGCAGAUGGUGUGGGAACAGGGAGUGGCCAUCAUCGCCAUGGUAACGCUGGAAGAGGAGGGCGGCCGUGAGAAGAGUUACCGCUACUGGCCACGACUGGGCUCGAGACAUAACACGGUCACCUAUGGCAGGUUCAAGAUCACCACACGAUUCCGCACAGACUCCGGCUGCUAUGCCACCACGGGCCUCAAGAUAAAACACCUUCUGACCGGUCAGGAGAGGACAGUGUGGCACCUGCAGUACACUGACUGGCCAGAACAUGGACACCCCGAAGAUCUGAAGGGUUUCCUCUCCUACCUAGAAGAGAUCCAGUCAGUCCGCCGGCACACAAACAGCACAAGUGACCCCAACAGUUCAAACCCCCCUGUGCUCGUUCACUGCAGCGCGGGCGUUGGCCGGACAGGGGUGGUCAUUCUGUCAGAGAUCAUGAUCGCUUGCCUGGAACACAAUGAGAUGCUGGACAUCCCUCUAGUUCUGGACAUGCUGCGGCACCAGCGGAUGAUGGUGGUGCAGACGAUCGCUCAGUACACAUUCGUAUACAAAGUCCUGAUCCAGUUCCUGAAGAACUCUCGCCUAAUCUGACCCUUCAGGGAAUCGGGUGGUGCGACUGGAGACUUGGCCACUGUCACGUUACAGUAGAUAAGUCGCUGGGCGAUCUCCUACUGGCCGGCCGUGGCCUCUCGUGACUGCAGUGAACCACUGAAGUUUUAAGGAGCUCAGUGAGGGUCUCCAUCACACACUAGUGCCGAAACGAAGAACCAUUCAAGUGCCAGGAAGAGCUUCAACCACUCGGGGGCGCUCUAGCCUGGACUCCGCACAUGCAGCAGUAUUACUCUCUACAACGCUGAUUUUACUGGUUGAAAUCAAACCUGACGUUUGUGAUGUUUAAAGCACUUUUUUUUUAUUAUUUUAUUUAUGAAGUUGCUUAUUAACCCCCUUCCCCCUCCCCCCACCUUUUCCUUCAGUUUCCUAACCUAUUGCCCACAAUUAGGUCUACGCUACCCGGUCAGCGCAGGGAUUGAGAUUGCCUACGGAUCAGUUCGCUUCCUGCUGUAGGAGACUGUGCAGGGGUGAUCUCAAUAAUGGGGCUGCACUGCCAGGCAGCAGAGUCCUCCCUAUUCCCUUUGGGGCUUGUGUGAUGUAUGCCGGCGCUUUCAGUUUUUACAUACAGGAAGCGGCUGCAGUUUUUGCGCCUACCUUUUGGAUUUUAGAACCAGAUAAGUAGCUGAAAUGCGUGAGCCUUGCUUUUUUUUUUUUUGUACAGGUGCCCUUGAAGUGAUUUGUAUAUUUUUAGGCUACUUUUUAUGGAGAGAAUUGACAUUUGUUUUAUAUUGUGAUAUUUCUUUUUUUUUGUAAUGGCAAUUUCAGUAGGUUUGAUGACCCAAAACAUGUUGAUCUCAUAGGAAAGGGGGACCCUGAAAUGUUGUGGUAUGGUGGAUGUGAUUGAGGUGUUAGAGAUGUUGAAGAUAAAAGCUGCAUGGUAAGAGGUGGAGAAAGGAAUGGAUCAGCUUGUAAUGUGAGUAGAGUAAGGCUACGUCUUAAACAUUUCAUCGGUUACAU
Bufo bufo (common toad) is the source of this 5040-nucleotide messenger RNA. It is a transcript of the gene PTPN21, whose product is annotated as protein tyrosine phosphatase non-receptor type 21. The record is from RefSeq and is a predicted model, not a curated record. The transcript is spliced from 20 exons. Gene Ontology annotation, biological process: protein dephosphorylation. Gene Ontology annotation, molecular function: protein tyrosine phosphatase activity. Gene Ontology annotation, cellular component: cytoskeleton. NCBI's taxonomy places the organism in Eukaryota, Metazoa, Chordata, Amphibia, Anura, Bufonidae. Bases 403 to 4062 code for a protein of 1219 amino acids.